AUGGGAAGAGCGGUGGAAGAAGCGGGGCAUCUUGUUGGGUGGGAUAUGAGAAACAGGGAAGAAGCUGAAGUCAUCAAUGAAAUUGUUGAACAAAUUUUACUCAAGUUACGCCCUAUUUAUUUGAGCAAUGAUGAAAAUCUAAUAGGCAUGGAACCCCGGAUGCUAGACCUGGAGUCAUCUUUAGGGCUUGGUUGGAACAAUGAUGUUCGCAUGAUAGGGAUCGCGGGGAUGGGGGGCAUUGGGAAGACAACUUUGCCCGAGCUAUUUUUGAUAAAAUAUCUUUUCAUUUUGAAGAAAUCUCUCAUAACUAUUUCAAAUCAGCGUUUGAGCAUGCAUGACAGGAUAGAAGAAUUGGGCAGGAAUAUCGUUCGGCGAUCGCACCCCCGUGAGCCCAACAAACACAGCCGGCUGUGGAUUCGCGAGGAAAUUGAAGAUAUGCUGUCCCAUAAUGCGGGUACUGAUGCGACAACAUGUAUACGACUGGAGCAGGUGGAACUGAGUCCUGAAAUCGUUAUGAAAGGGCUUGGAAAUCUGCAGAAACUUAGAGUUCUUUUGCUCUCUGAGAUAGAUGAUGACUAUUUUGGUACCCAUCGGAAGUUUGAUCAAGUUAAACAAUACUUUCCAAAUGCGUUACAGUUUCUGAGUUGGGAGGGUUACCCUGUUUUGUCUUUACCACAAACAUUUAAAGCAAAUAACCUUGUUGGACUUGAACUGCCUAGCAGCAGAAUCACAAAACUUUGGGAAAGCGGGGAAAGAAAGGUUCUUAAGAAGCUCAGGUUCCUGGACCUUAGUUUCUCAAAGUUGAGGACCCUCAACCUUGGGAUGACUCCGAAUCUUGAGAGGUUAAACCUUAAUCGAUGUUAUGAUUUGAGAGAACUUCAAGCGCCUGCUGGAUCUCUAGAAAAGCUUGUAUACUUGAACUUAAUUGGUUGCUCAAGGUUCAGAUCUUUUUCGUUUAUCAAACAAUUGGAACCGCUUCAGCUUCUUUCUUUACCUAAGUUAGAGGUGAUUGUGGAGUCCUUGGGAGAAUUCCAAGGUACUCCCGUGAUAAUCUGCCAAAGCUACAGUUUACCUGUUUUUUAUCUUGAAAAACAUCCCCCAUCGACCGAAAAUGGUCAAAAGAGUGUUUCUCUAAAUCUUCAGCCUUGCACAAAACUUGAGAGUGUUUCAGGAAGCAUUUUUGGUUUACAACGCCUAAGGCACCUUACGUUGGAUGGCUCUAUUCCAGAGGUGCCCAACGACGUUGACCAGUUACAAUGUCUGGAGAAGCUAAGCUUGUUGUCUACACGUAUUAAACGGCUUCCGGAUAGCAUAUGUAUGUUGAAACAUCUGAAACAUCUCAACCUUAAGUCUUGUCGGCUUCUUGAAGAGUUACCCAAGGAUCUUGGCCAAGUAGAAUGUUUGGAGAAGCUAAGUUUGCUGUCUACGGGUAUUAGACGUCUUCCAGAUAGCAUCUGUAUGUUGAGACGUUUGAGAUCUCUCAAAGUUAGAUCUUGUUUGCUUCUUGAGGAGGUACCCGACGAUAUUGGCCAAAUAGCAUGUUUAGAGAAGCUAAAUUUGUUGUCUGCACGUAUUAGAUGUCUUCCGGAUAGCAUUUGCAUGUUGAAGCAUUUGAAAUCUCUAGAACUUGAAUCUUGUAUGCUUCUUGAGAAGUUACCUGAGGAUCUUGGCAAGUUGGAAUGUUUAGAGAAGCUGAUCCUAACAAAGUGUAUCUCUCUAGAGGAUAUUCCAAACAGCAUCUGUAAGAUGAAACGUUUGAGAUGUUUAGAUCUCCCCUUUUGCAAUCAGGUGGAGAAAUUGCCAGAGGAACUUGGAAGUUUAGAGUGUUUAGAAGAGUUAAAUAUAAAGUGUACAGGAAUAAGUCGUCUUCCACACAGCAUUUCUUCCUUGAAAGGCCUGCGCACCGAGAGCAGGAGCCGAUUCGCAGAGAACUGUUGUAAGAAGAGUUCCGAUGAUCUGGAAGCAGUCAACACACGCAAGGCUUUGCAUCUGAGUUCAAUCAGUUCGGCUUGUCUCGGAAACCUUCUGUCCCAUAUGCUGGAUGCAUGCUCAUCUUAG
Molecule: messenger RNA, 2058 nt
Organism: Lactuca virosa
Lineage: Eukaryota; Viridiplantae; Streptophyta; Magnoliopsida; Asterales; Asteraceae
Source: the annotation of a GenBank genome assembly